GGAGCUGGCAAGACUAAAACCUGCAUAACACCUACAGGUUUUCAAUAGUGCUAGAAAUGAGUCAAACAUCCCUGAAACAGAAAAAGAAGAAUGAGGCCGGGAUGAGGUACUCAAAAGAAAGUCUAGAAUCAGAGAAAAGAAGGGAGUCUGAAAAGCCAGGAGUUCGUAUGUCUACCCAGAUGAGGCGAGCAGCCCAUGCGAAUCACGCACUGAGAUGUCAUGCGAGGUCAUACUCCAUGCGAGGUCACUCAUCGUGUAGACGCUGCCUUUGUGCAGCUGAGGGAGCGGGAACAAUGCUCCUUGGCCCCUGCCGCCCAUUACGUAUUUACAUUCACAUGUGCCUGUUGUGGGCGCAGGGCCAGCAGAUGACCAUGAUCAGGGUGAGCACAGAUCGCACGGCUGAUUCUGGAGGGUACCUGCAGGCCAUCUGGGGAUCACAAGAAUUAUCGAAGACAGACUCCCGAGGGUAUGUCGUGAAAAAUGAAUGGUCCCGAACAUCACGGAGCCCAUCCACCAGGCCCCCGUCCAUCGACGAGCCCAGAAGCAGGAAUGGCAGUGUUAAGCUCCCUAACAGCUCCACUACCUCCAGGACUCCAUCCACCUCCCCUAGCCAGCAUGAGCUGUCCCAACCGGUGUCUGAGCAGCCUUCACCUUCCACCCAGCCCAAACAGCCCAAACUUCUGGAAUCGCGGCCCCCCACACCCCCGGAACCAGAGCCAGUCUCCAAACGCAACACCAAGGGAGCACAAGAGAGUCCAGAGGCCUGGGCUCGUGGCGUAGUCCGGGACCCCCGCGAACCCCGGGACCCCCGCGAAGCCUCACACCCACGCACACCACCCACCGAAUGGAGGUCCCAUUCUCAGCGCAAAGGACCCUACGCGAAGUCCCAGGACUACGACUGCUUUUCGGAGCUGCAGCAGCAUGACCAGGACCAGGAAGAUGAGGAGGCCUACUGGGCAUCCGUGAAGAUGCUCUAUGAGAAGACUCCGAGCCCGGCACGUCCCCGGCCGCCCAAACCCAAGCAUGCCAUCACCAUUGCUGUCUCAUCCCGGGCACUCUUCAACAUGAUGGACGGCAGGAGAAUCUAUGAGGAAGAGGGCCUGGAAAAAUACAUGGAGUAUCAGCUCAACAAUGAGAACGUUGUCUUGACCCCAGGGCCUGCAUUCCGUUUUGUGAAGGCACUGCAGCAUGUCAAUGCCAGGCUCCGCGAGCUGUACCCUGAUGAACAGGACUUAUUUGAUAUUGUGCUGAUGACUAAUAACCAUGCCCAAGUGGGAGUGCGGCUUAUAAACAGCGUCAAUCACUAUGGCUUAUUAAUUGAUCGCUUCUGUCUGACUGGUGGAAAAAGCCCCAUUGGGUAUUUGAAGGCAUAUCUCACUAACCUAUAUCUCUCUGCGGAUUCUGAGAAAGUACAAGAAGCAAUACAAGAAGGAAUUGCCUCUGCCACAAUGUUUGAUGGAGCCAAGGACAUGGCUUACUGUGACACCCAGCUCCGAGUGGCCUUUGACGGGGACGCCGUCCUCUUCUCUGAUGAGUUCGACCACAUGGCCAGAGAACAUGGGCUGGACAAAUUCUUUCAGCAUGAAACAUUACUUGAGAAUAAGCCUCUUGCUCAGGGUCCCUUGAAAGGCUUUCUGGAAGAAUUAGGCAGACUGCAAAAGAAGUUUUAUGCCAAAGACGAGCGACUACUGUGCCCUAUCAGGACCUAUCUGGUGACGGCCAGGAGUGCAGCUAGUUCAGGUGCUCGUGUGCUGAAAACCCUUCGCCGCUGGGGUCUAGAGAUAGACGAAGCUCUCUUCCUUGCUGGAGCUCCCAAAGGUCCCAUCUUGGUGAAGAUCCGACCACACAUCUUCUUUGAUGACCACAUGUUCCACAUUGAAGGGGCACAGAAAUUUGGCACCAUGUCAGCUCAUGUGCCUCACGGCAUGGGUCAAAAAAUCAACCCCUAGGGAGGAGGAGGUGAAAUAAAGCACUGA
Messenger RNA from Echinops telfairi (small Madagascar hedgehog), 1976 nucleotides. RefSeq names its product 5'-nucleotidase, cytosolic IB (gene NT5C1B). The record is from RefSeq and is a predicted model, not a curated record. Gene Ontology annotation, cellular component: cytosol; cytoplasm. Gene Ontology annotation, molecular function: 5'-nucleotidase activity; magnesium ion binding; nucleotide binding. The coding region runs from base 57 to 1949 and encodes 630 amino acids. NCBI's taxonomy places the organism in Eukaryota, Metazoa, Chordata, Mammalia, Afrosoricida, Tenrecidae. The transcript is spliced from 11 exons. Gene Ontology annotation, biological process: adenosine metabolic process; nucleotide metabolic process.